CAUUCACUGUCACUGUGCGGUGUUUCACACUGGAAGAAGGCAAAGAUGCGAGUUCACACUGCGACUUGUGCAGCAGCAGCAGCAGUGAGUGGAUCAUCAUACUCCUGCAGCAGCAGCAGCAGCAGCAGUAGGAGACAGUCUGCUCCCACGGACACAGCUCGUCUCCUCACCAUCACCUCCAUGUGAGAUGAACACUGUCAGUGUGACUGCAGCUCAUCACUGUGACCGCUGGCAAACCAGCAUGAUAAUAUCUGUUCACGCUCCAGUAUCUCCAGUGGACAGACAGUGAGGACCAGCCGCAGCAAUGCGAUGUGUGUAGGGGACCAGCGGCGGUGUUGUGGCCCCAGGCGGGAUGCUGCUGACGGCCAGUCAGCAUGACUCUGCUGGACUUGUGGCUGUCGCGCUCCAUCCCCAUGUGCCUGCUCCUCCAGAGCCUUGUCCUCAUGGCCCUGUGCUUCCCCUCGGCCAGCAUGUGUCCAAAGGGCUGCAUCUGCCUACGCGACCCCCACCUCCACGGCCUCAACGUUACCUGCAGCCAGUCGCGCCUCAAGGAGAUCCCGCCCAGUCUCCCGGUUGACACUGUCCUGCUGAGGCUGGACCACAAUCAAAUAGGUGCCGUGCCAGAUCAAACCUUCCAUGGACUCCGGCUUCUGAGGGAGCUCAAUCUUUCGUACAACGCGGUGGAGAAUUUAGGCGAAGCGGCCUUCAGUGGCAUUGAGGGGACGUUACAGGUGCUGGACCUCUCGCAUAACCGUAUUACUAGCGUACACAAGGAUGCCUUUGCUCGGCUCAAGGCCCGCAUCAUUGUGGAUGAUAACCCCUGGCAUUGCGACUGCGCCCUCCAACAGGCCAUCAGUGGAAUGGCCCACAACCACGAGGCUGCUGCCCGGGUUCUCUGCAGGAGCUCAGAGCUUCUGGACCAGGAGGGAAGACCUUUCUUGGCGGUGGAUACUGACCUCUGUAACCUGGCUAAAAGGACCACAGACUACGCUAUGCUGGUGACCAUGUUCGGUUGGUUUGCCAUGGUCAUUUCGUAUGUAGUCUAUUAUGUCCGGCAGAACCAGGAGGAUGCCCGACGUCACCUGGAGUACCUCAAGUCUCUUCCUAGCAAGCCCAAGAAACCCGACGAGGCUGACGACAUUAGCACUGUUGUCUGACGCUGUGUCAUAGUCAACACCAAAAUGUUUAAGGUAACAGGACCCACUUUUAAUGUGUUUACUCUUUGUACUUCUAGUUAUGUGAGCGUCAAACUGCUGAUGAACCUUUGUAUUUUGGAAAUGUUGUUGUACGUCCUUUAACCAGGGUUUGUUCCGUGACUGAUCUGAGAUGAGACGAGAAGGGGUUGGCCACACAGUUCUAAGAACCCUGUACUGACUCGGUAAUCACGUCUGUCCUGAGUGGUCUGAGUGCAAGUGCGGACGCACCCCCGAUCCAAUCCUGAGUGCAUCCUCAGAUACCAUCUAAAAAAGCACAGUCAGAGUCAUUAGAGGACACGUGUCUACAUUCCUGAAUAUGUAUGAAUGCACUUUGUCCUCAGAACGGAUUGUUGUUGUCCGAUUAUAUGAGUAAGUGUAUUAAAAUACAGGGUGGUUGAAGUCAGAGAUUCAUCCAGGAUACAUUUGAACUCCUUUUCGGUGUGGGAAAGUCGUUCUUGGUGCUGCCCACAUGUGAUCGGAUCACUGAGGACGGAUGUUAGUACGCGGUCUGAUUGGGGCCUAAUGAUGCAUUCACACCGAACAUGAAGCGAUACUCGUGCAAAGCCGGCCCAAGGCAUAGUGGAGAUGAAGAAAAUAAACAUUUUAACUUAUUAAAGAAAUCUAUAUAUAUAUAUAUUUAGAUAUAGAAAAAGUUUUGCACGCUAGUUAUUGGGUUUUAUUUUGUAGUAUUUUGAAGAUUGCUCAUUUAUCUGUUCCAGGUUUUGGAAACCAACGUCAUUAAACUGGUUUAUUUGCUUCACUUAUUACACUUACACUAUUCGUCAAGCACUGGCCAAUUUAGAGCACCAUAAAGGCUUGGGUCGGUGCUGGUGGUCGAAAGAGACUUUGCAUUAAUUGUGAAAGUAGUGGGACAACAUGAUGACAAGACAUACAUGACAAAAACAUUACCAGGAAGUCUUGCUUCCUUCACUUCCUGCCAAGCCCUGUCCUUCUUCACCACAGUGUGGUCAAGUGAUCCAGUUUCAAAUAUUCCAACCUUCAGCAUCUUUGUCUGCAUUGACCUUCGCGUCACGUUCGGUGUGAAAAACAUCAUUAUUGUCCAAUAUCACCGUUACCUUUUCUACAGAAAAUUAUGACGUUUUGAAAAUUUGAUUCUCAGGUCUAAAGAUAACAUCCAUUUUUUUUUAAAAUUUGGAAUUAUAUACAUA
Messenger RNA from Solea senegalensis (Senegalese sole), 2365 nucleotides. RefSeq names its product leucine rich repeat containing 3B (gene lrrc3b). The transcript is spliced from 2 exons. The coding region runs from base 375 to 1157 and encodes 260 amino acids. The record is from RefSeq and is a predicted model, not a curated record. Gene Ontology annotation, cellular component: plasma membrane. Lineage: Eukaryota; Metazoa; Chordata; Actinopteri; Pleuronectiformes; Soleidae. Gene Ontology annotation, molecular function: protein binding.